Messenger RNA from Nerophis ophidion (straightnose pipefish), 17291 nucleotides. RefSeq names its product lysine (K)-specific methyltransferase 2A (gene kmt2a). Gene Ontology annotation, biological process: positive regulation of DNA-templated transcription. The record is from RefSeq and is a predicted model, not a curated record. The coding region runs from base 28 to 13086 and encodes 4352 amino acids. The transcript has 34 exons. Gene Ontology annotation, molecular function: DNA binding; zinc ion binding; histone H3K4 methyltransferase activity. Gene Ontology annotation, cellular component: histone methyltransferase complex; nucleus. Lineage: Eukaryota; Metazoa; Chordata; Actinopteri; Syngnathiformes; Syngnathidae.
CACACACACACAGGCACACAGUGGAAAAUGGCGCACAGCUGUCGGUGGCGGUUCCCCGCUCGGCCCGGAGGGAGCAGCAACUCCGGCACCGGGAGGAGAGCGGGCCGGAUAAGGGUCACCGCCUCUCUGCGGAGCGUCCCGGGAACCCACCCGUACGCCGCCGGACUCGGACCCGGGUUUGACGCUGCACUCCAGGUCGCGUCGGUCAUCGGGAGCAACCUGCAGACAUUUCGGGAUGUUUUGGGGGAAGCGAGUGAUUCGAGCAGCGCGGAGGAUGAAGCAUUUGGAGGAUUUGGAACCAGCACUGAGCAGAAAAGAAUACCAAGUCCAUCAACAACCACUUCAGCUGGCCCGCCCAUACAGGAAAAGAAGCCAAGAGGGCGUCCGCCACGUGCCCUGACUGCCCAAAAAGCUGCUGCUGCUGGUCAACGUUCGCCUCCUUCCCUCAUCUCCACUACACAGGCCAAACCUGAAGGCCCUGAAAGGCCAGCUGAGAAGGUAAAAAGACUGCCUGGGAGGCCACCCGGCUCCGGCGAAAAGCGAAGAGGCCGUCCCCCGUCCUCAAAUUCUAAGAAAGCUUGGAGUACAGGCAACCAUGCAGCAGCCGAGGACAGCAGGCAGGCCGGGUCUGAGUCGGGCAUGGACACAGAGGAGGACACAGACAGAAGAGGUGCAAAGAGAUCACCGCUGGGGUCUGCUCAGCCGCACAAUGCCAGUCUGCCUAAAGGUGGGCGGGGCGAAUCCAAAGUUUCCAACUUGAAACGAGCAACUACGCUGACAUCAUUCAAGUCGCGCCUCAAGGCGUUGCCCGGUGUUCCUCGGCGCAGGCGUGGACGCCCGCCGUCAGCAGAACGCCUCAAAGCUGAGGCAGCGGCUAAGCUGUCUUCCUCUACAAAAUGUGGGGAAGGAAAACAAAAAACCUUCAAGGGAGGGGACAGAGGAGUAGACGCACAAACUCCUCAACAGACCAUGCUGAGCCACGGCAAUGCAGCAGGAGACCAAAACUCUUCCAAUGCUCCCGCCUCGCCAUCUCACUCCAAGCCAGACCGGACUGUGGGACUCCGAAAAAGCCCCCGUCACAGGAAGCCAGUUAGGAUUGUUCCACCGUCGAAGCGCACAGAUGCGACCAUUGCAAAGCAGCUGCUGCAGCGGGCCAAGAAAGGAGCACAGAAGCGCCUUGAGAAAGAAUCUGUGGCCAGCGGAAGAAGCACCUUUGAGACUGGCAUUAGGAAGACGCAGCUCAAGAACAUCAGGCAGUUCAUCAUGCCGGUGGUCAGCACCGUUUCCCUUCGCAUCAUCAAAACCCCGAAGCGCUUCAUUGAAGAGGAGGGCAGCUUUGUAUCACCUCCACCCCACAUGAAAAUCGCACGGUUAGAAGCGGCCAACUCAUCUGUCGCCACGUCCACACAUGCCACCUCAACCGCCGCUUCCUCCCCCAUGCCGGCGAUAGUCUCCUCAACAGUGACCACCACCAGCACUGGUACUACUGCUCCCAUUGAGUCCCUCCCGCCUCCACCACCUCCAGCUCCUGCCCCUACUCCUCCAUCAACAGCUGACAGUCUACUCAAUAGCAAUACCGACAAUGCGGCCAAUGGUCGUUUCAGCAGUAGCGCUGCGUCUUGCGGCUCAAGCGCUGUGUCCCAGCAUUCCUCUCAGCUUUCCUCUGCAGAGUCUUCCAGAUCCAGCAGCCCCACUCUGGACGACUCCUCCUGCGAUUCUCAGGCUUCAGAAGCCACGCAAGCUUUGUCGGAGCCUGAGGAGCACUCUCCAUCCUCGCAGGGAAAACGAGAGACCAAUCUGCUACACAGCUCCCGGCCGCCCUCGCCUCCCCCAGAACCGGAACGUGUUGUAUCUGAGAGGAGUCGCCGUGGUCGCAGAGGACAAGGGGUUAGUCGGGGUAAUCAGGGCCAGACUGUACGGGAGAAACUCACUGCCGGGGCCAAAAAGCCAAUCAUCAGCCCUCCCACGGGGGUGCUCAUGUCGUCCUCACUUCUAAACUCCCAACAAGUGUCGUCCACGGCGUCUUCUUCUUCCUCGCCCCCACCUCCUCCUCUCCUCACACCACCACAGCCUCCCCAGUCAACCUCCGCUAGUGCUGCUAUCAGCGAGCACCACUCCCAGUCACCCUGGUUGCCACACCCCAUCCCUCCAUUUAUGUCUGGCUCGUCAGUACUGUCUAGCUUGUCGGACAAACGCAGCCGCUCCAUUCUGAGAGAGCCCACCUUUCGCUGGACAUCCCUGUCCCACCCUGAAUACCAGUACUUCUCGUCUGCCAAGUACGCCAAAGAAGGCCUCAUUCGAAAACCCAUCUUUGACAACUUCCGUCCUCCCCCGCUCACCGCUCAGGAUGUAGGCCUGCUGCCGCAAAGUGUCAGUGGAGCAGGGGGCGCUGCUUCGGGCUCCUUCCCCACGCAAGGUGGCGGCUCAGGAACAGGGAACCGCCUGUUCGCGCCUCUUCACACUCACAGCCACCACCAGCACCCCUCUUCGUCUCGCUUUGAUUCUCCACUCCAGAAGCGUAGCCCGCUGUUGCGCGCGCCUCGCUUUACGCCCAGUGAAGCCCACUCUAGGAUAUUUGAAUCCGUUACACUGCACUCGUCGUCUGGCAGCAGCCCCGGCUCGCUCUCCCCGCACCAGAAGUCGUCCGGCUCCGGUCGUAGCUCUCGACGUAGGAGGAGACUCAUCCCGGGAUUGUUACGCAGCCAGACGCGGUCUCCUUCCCACUCUAUGACCAGGCGCAGCAGCCAAAUAGGGGGACAUACAUCAGUAGGGAGACGCUCCACUGAGAUGUCUGCUUUGUCGGACUCUGCCUCCAGUAGUAACGCCAGCUCCUUGCCAGGGGGCUCCUCUACUAGUGCCUUAAGUCCUGCUCCUUUCGGCAACUUCUCCAUUUCCAAGGGUCUGAGCUCACAGGCUAUACCUGACAGCAGGAGAGGAUCAGCUGGAAACCCACCGCCUCCUUUGACAACAUCAUCCUCCUCUUCGCCAAUUUUCCCUCUUUUUUCAUCCAGUGCCCAUGACUCAGGGCGAGCAGCUGGUAAAGGAAGUAAAGAGAAAAGCUUGUCCGCUCCGCAGGAGCCUUCUCCAAAGGACAAAGAUGCUGAGAAAAACAGGGAGAAGGAAAAUAAGAAGGACGGGAGAAAGGAUGUGGAGAAAAGGUGUAAGGUUACUACUCCAGAUGGCUCCCCCAAUGCGUCCUCCAGCCUCUUUGUUGAUGGGAGGGACUCGGAAGAUGCUCUUUUAUCUCUCGCUCCUAAAAAGUUUCCAGGGAGAAAAAAAUCAAUGUCAGUUGAUACGGUUACAGACACUCCAUCCUGUGAGGUGCGCAGUCUCCAUGCUGUCGUUCCCAAUUCCAUUGCAAAGAGCCGCGUGCCCAAGAAAGGUAGGCCCAGCGACAAGGGAGCAGAUGAGGAUGAUGGGGAAAAGGAGAAAGAGAAGCAAAGUGCUUCCAGCCAACAGGUGACCAGCUUCAUUGGGCAGCCGGGCAAACAACAGCUACCGGUCUCCUCGCUCGGAUCAGUGUUGGAACAAGCAGAGAAGCAACCUGCGACUGACAAGCGGGUAGUUGGACUGCUAAGAAAGGCCAAAGCCCAGCUCAUUGAAAUAAAGAAGAACAAGCUGAAGUCUGCAGACCAAACAAAGAUCCAGGGUCAGGAGAGCGAUUCCUCAGAGGCCUCAGUACGUGGGCCACGCAUCAAGCAUGUUUGCCGCCGGGCAGCUGUGGCGCUCGGCCGCAAUCGCGCCGUGUUCCCCGACGACAUGCCCACACUUAGUGCCUUGCCAUGGGAGGAGAGGGAGAAGAUCCUGUCUUCCAUGGGGAAUGACGACAAGUCCUCGGUCGCAGGCUCAGAGGAGGCCGAGCCCCAGUCGCCUCCCAUAAAGCCACGGGAGACGCGGCAAAAAGCUGUCCUAGAAGCUCCUCCUAAAAAGGGUCGACGAUCGCGGCGCUGUGGCCAGUGUUCAGGCUGCCAGGUUCCUGAAGAUUGUGGCGUCUGUACCAACUGUCUUGACAAGCCCAAAUUUGGUGGGCGGAACAUUAAAAAACAGUGCUGCAAGAUGAGGAAGUGUCAGAACUUGCAGUGGAUGCCCUCAAAGAUGUUUCUUCAGAAGCAAUGCAAAGGCAAGAAGGACAAGAAAAAGAACAGGUUGGCUGAGAAAAAAGAGGGUCUUAAUCCAGUUAAAGGACAAAAUUCGGAGCCUGCAGGCGCCAAAGCUAGUAUUGCACCACCUAAGGACGACGCUCUUCACAAAAGGAGCGAAACUCCUCCUUCCAAGCUGGUAGAGGAAAAAUCCAAACAGCCAUCCUCACCAGCUCCGUCUUCGUCCCCCUCCCCGGAUCAAUCCCCACAAACCACUAGCACGUACACUGCCCCGGACCAAUCUCCAGACCCCAAACAGCUCUCUGUCUCAGAGGGCGCCACUAGCGAGAAGGGGCAAAAAGAGCAGAAGCCGGCCUCCUCAUCCACGUCCUCAUCUUCUUCCUCGUCGCCCUCGUCGUCCAGCUCAACAUCGUCUUCAUCAUCCUCUUCUUCCUCCACUUCGUCUUCGCCCCAGAAUUCCCCCGCACCUUCGCCGUCAGAUCCUCAAUCUUCGCAACAGGAGCCGCCGAGCAGUCAGGCACCCUCAAAGAAAGACGCCUCCCCCAAGAUUCCUUUGAGCGAGCCCAAGAAGACCCAGGAGCCAUUACCACAAAGCUCAACAUCAUCAUCAGACACAGUUGACCCAAAGCAAUUGAAGAAGCCAACUUCUCACUCCCUCCUUCCAUCUUCUAAGCAGAAACCAAAAGAAAAGACGCUGACCACGAAACCCCCCGGCAGCUGUACUUUAAACUGGCUGGGCACUCCCUCGACAAGGGGCCAGGAGAAGUCAACGGCGCCCUGCGACGGAGUGCAUCGAAUCAGAGUGGAUUUCAAGAGGGACCCUGAUGUGGAGAAGGUGUGGGAGGCUGGCGGCCUCAGCCUGCUCACUUCUGUGCCUGUCACGCCCAGGCUGCUCUGCUUCUUAUGUGCAAGCAGUGGAAAUGUGGAGUUUGUUUUCUGCCAGGUGUGCUGUGAACCUUUCCAUCUCUUCUGCUUGGGGGAGUCGGAGCGUCCUCUCCAGGAGCAUUUUGAAAACUGGUGUUGUCGCCGAUGCCGCUUCUGCCAGGCCUGCGGGCGCCAGCAUCAGAAAACUAAACAACAGCUGCUGGAAUGUGAUAAGUGCCGUAACAGCUAUCACCCGGAGUGCCUGGGUCCCAACCACCCUGCGAGACCCACCAAAAAGAAGAGAGUCUGGAUUUGCACCAAGUGUGUGCGCUGUAAGCGUUGCGGAGCCACCAAACCUGGAAAGUCCUGGGAUGCCCAGUGGUCACAUGACUUCUCCAUGUGUCACGACUGUGCCAAACUCUUUGCUAAAGGGAACCCGUGCCCGCUUUGCAAUAAGUGCUAUGACGACGACAACUGCGAGAGCAAGACCAUGCAGUGCGGACGCUGCAACCGCUGGGUCCAUGCCAAGUGUGAGAGUCUGACAGAUGAAAUGUACGAGCUGCUGUCCAAGCUGUCUGACAGCGUUGCCUACACGUGUGUCAAAUGUACGGAGCGCCAGCCGGCUGAGUGGCGGACGGCGCUGGAUGAGGAGCUCAAGGGCUGCAUUCGCCACGUCCUCACGGCGCUGCUCAACUCGCGGACCUCGGCGCACCUGCUACGCUACAGACAGGCAGGGAAACCUCCGGAGCUAAACCCAGAGACCGAAGAGAGUCUUCCAUCUCGUCGCUCGCCCGAGGGCCCUGACCCUCCUGUUCUGACUGAAGUCACACCUUCUGCUGCAAGGGAAUAUCCUGCGGACCUGGAGUCUGUGGUGAAAAAGAUGGAUCAGGGUCGCUACAAGUCUGUGCUGGACUUCAGCGACGACAUUGCACGAAUCAUUCAGACAGCCAUUAACAGUGAUGGUGGUCAGCCUGAGAGCAGGAGGGCUAACAGCAUGGUCAAGUCUUACUUCAUCCGGCAAAUGGACCGAAUCUUUCCCUGGUUCAAAGUGAAAGAGUCGCGUGUCUGGGAACAAACAAAAGUCUGCGCCAACAGUGGUCUCCUCCCCAAUGCUGUUUUGCCCCCGUCUUUGGACCACAACUACGCUCAGUGGCAGGAGAGACAGGGACUGUCCCGCUCUGAGCACCCGCACCUCAUCAAGAACAUCAUUCCAGCUCCCUGCCCCAAGACCCCCUGUGAACCAGACUCGCGAGCCACCACUCCUCAACGCCCUCCGUCUUUACCACCGCCACCUCCACUCAUACCAGAUUGUGAAGACAUCCCAGAGCGUCCUCCUCCACCAGGCCUGAGUGAUAACAGGCAAUGUGCACUGUGCCUAAAGUACGGAGACGAGAACACACAUAAGGGGGGCAGGUUGCUGUACAUGGGUCAGAACGAGUGGACGCACGUCAACUGUGCGCUGUGGUCAGCUGAGGUGUUUGAGGACGACUACGGCUCGCUGAAAAAUGUACACACGGCGGUUCUCAGGGGGAAAAAGUUGCGCUGUGAGACGUGUCAACAGCUGGGAGCCACAGUGGGUUGCUGCUUCGCAUCUUGCACCAGCAACUACCACUUCAUGUGUGCCCGCCAAAGCCACUGCGUCUUUCUGGAGGACAAGAAGGUCUACUGUCCUAAGCAUAAGGAACUCAUUAAAGGAGAAGUAGUGUCUGGCUUUGAGGUGGCUCGCAGGGUACUAGUUGACCUAGAGGGGAUGAGUGUGAAGAGGAAAUGGUUGUCAGGACUGGAGCCAGAAAAUGUCCACAUGAUGAUAGGCUCCAUGGCCAUUGACUGUUUGGGUAUACUGACUGAACUUUCAGACUGCGAACGCCAACUGUUUCCCGUUGGAUACCAGUGUUCGAGGGUAUAUUGGAGUACCUUGGAUGCUCGAAAGCGCUGCGUGUACACUUGUAGGAUCCUGGUGUGUCACCCUCCUGUGGGAGAGGCUGCACUGAAGAGCAUGGUGGCUUCUGAGGAGAAUCACACAAUCGCACACAGCCCACCUCCCAUACAAGACUUUCCUGAUCCCUUUGAGUCACCAAGGCGCUCCGAAACGCUUUCCCCUGCAAACACCCCCAAGCUUAGGGUCUACACCAGGAACCGACAGCCCAGCUACCCACCUGCCACCCAAAGUUUGCAAGGCCAUAGUCCAAUACCAUCUCCAGGAGGUUCCUCUCAGCCCCAAAGUCAAGUCCUGGCCGCAGGAGAGUCACCAUUGGACCCUCGGAAUGUUGAUUCACGGCACCACAACUCCCCUACUCUCCCCCUUCUUCCGCAGCAUCUGCACAAGGAGAGGCGGAUAAAAUCACUCCCUCAGAUUUUGCCACGGCCCCUUACUUCACCGCCUCCGCUUAUCUCCUCACCCAUCAGAGACCCUGAAAAGGCUAAACACUUUGUCAAGAACGACAAAAGGUGCAGACUGUUGACGGCAGACAGGAAUAAACAACAAGGAUCCAGGAAAGCGGACAAGGUUAAGACGUUGAGUCGAGAUCAGUCGGACUUAAGUGAAUCAACAGCCAAAGAGCAAGAAAAAUGGAGACCAGGCAUAAAAGAAUCGGAGAGAGGCAUAACUCUGGGAAAAGACUCAUUGGGAGAUUCAGAGAAGGGGCGACAAUUAAACCAAGACUCUGAAAAAGGAAGACCGGUCAGCAGAGACGCAGAUAGGAGCAAAUUAUCCUUAAGAGAUUCCAACAUGAAGGAUGUCGAAAAAGCAAGAUCUGUCAGCAAGGAUUCUGAGAAACAUCGACUACUGAAUAAGGAAUCAGGAAAAGACAGACCAUCCAGCAGAGACUCUGAAAAGUCCAGACCUCCCUCAAGGGACUCCAGUCUUAGAAGCACCGAGAGAAAUAAAGACUUAGGGAAAGAGAUUGGCCCUGGCAACCAGUCUAAGCAGAGUGCAAGCGAGAGUAAGAACGUCAGGCAGCCACCUGCUGGCUCGGGACAAUCCUCUCCUCCUGUGGGCACCGCUGUACUCUCCAGUCAGCAAAGAAGCGGCAGCACCAAGCAGGCCGACCGGCACAGCAAACCUGGAGGCAAAGAGCAGAAUGUCUCUGAAAGCCCCAGUGCUCACAAGUCCACCUCUAACGUCAAGACCAGCUCAGAGAAAGAGAGCAUUGGAAGCUUAGCGCCAUCUUCACUCUUCAAUGACUCCCAUGUAGGGAAAUCCAGCUUCCCGACUGCUACGUGGAAAUCAAAUGAUUAUUCAUCAGGUCCAGCUGCAGGAGCGGCCAUGAAACCUCUUUGGUCAUCCAGGACAGCAGCAGAUGAUGACCUGGUCAAACCAAGCUCCAUACACCUGGCCUCAGCUGCCAAAAACAAGCUUUCCAAAGUCAAGGCAGGAGGCAACAGAGACGUGUCCAAAGGUCGGGAGAAAGGUCUCCAAAACAGCAAAUCCCCGCUCUUAAACAAUAACGCUAAAGCUCCUGGCACAACAAAUCACAACAACAGCAAUAGUAAAAUUCCGAUGCUUGCAAGCGGCACUAAAAGUAAUUGCAAGGCUCAGGGGGAGAUGCCGGAAAACCUGGGAUCUAACAGGUUGUUUUCAAAAGGCAGAGACAUUUUCAGCUCCAGUGUGGACAACUUCCAAGGGAUAAAGACAUCCUCCCAGUUCCACGUCAAACCAACUAUGAAGCAGCUGGUGUUGUCUAACAGAGAAAAGAAGAAAUCUGUAAAAACCUCCAAUGCACCACUGAAGCCCAACAUGAAGAGCGACCCUAACGGCACCGGCGGCAUGGAUGGUAUUUCUUCCUCCUGUCCCACCACAACUACCUCUUUGGCUUCUCCUGCUGAACAGGAGGCCCGGUUCUGUGCCCGCUCUGCUCUCUUCUCCUCACCCUCUGCCAGCAGCAGCGACAGCUCCGAGUCUGAUCUCCAAACUCAAACAGAGGAGGAGGACCAUAAACAUCACCCCCGCGGCGAACUCCGAGACCACCGCGGACUCCUUGCUCAAGGCACUGAAGAUGAGGCAGACGGCCCCGAUGAUUACCACCACAGAAGUAUGGACGACGCGCAUCACGAGGACGACAGCGACGGCUCGGGGUCGGCCAAGCGUCGUUACCCUCGACGCAGUGCUCGCGCACGCUCCAACAUGUUCUUUGGACUUACGCCCUUCUACGGGGUCCGCUCUUAUGGGGAGGAGGACCUUCCUUUCUAUGGCAGCGGGGAUGCAUCCGGCACCAUGAUUAAGAGGAGGACUGGCAAAAAGUCAGCUGAGGGGCAGGUGGACGGCGCGGACGACAUGAGCACAUCCUCUUCAUCGGGGGACAGUGGAGACGAAGACGACGGGUGUAUGAGCCAGAGAGUCAAGGACCCUUAUUACUAUAACUUCACACGGACAAUAAUCAACCCGGGAGAGGGCCUGCCAUCUAUAGAAGGACUGGAUCAGUGUCUGGGACGUGGCUCGCAGCUGCAGCGCUUUCUGAAAGAUGAAGAACAGCAGCAGCAGAGGGUGCAAGGGAAAAAUGACGAGGACUUGCUCAAUGCGCUGACUUUAGGCAAGCAGCACAUCGGUCAGCUUGACGGCAAUGACGAUGGCUCAGAGAGCGACACGAGCGUCUGCACCACCAGCACAACGACCCCCACUACAACCACCGCGUCUUCCACACCGCACAAGACCACUCCGAGGAGAAGGGCCAGAGACCGGCACCAGGAGAAACUAGACCCCCACGAGUCGACCAAGGAGGCGCACACCAGCAGCGGAGCGGGAAACACUCGAGAAGGCCGAAAGAACCAGAAAGAGAACUGUCUGGCUUUAGGCGGCGGGGUCAAGUCACAGGAUCCUCUGGAAGCCCAGCUUUCCCUCAGCACGGAUUUACUUAAGUCGGACUCUGACAACAACAACAGUGAUGACUGCGGCAACAUCUUGCCGUCAGACAUCAUGGAGUUUGUCCUCAACACACCUUCCAUGUCCAUGCCGGCUCUUGGUCAACAGCCUGAGUCUUCCUCUUCUGAGCUGCUGCUGGAUGAGAGCUAUGUUGGGGUGGACGUCAACAGACGUAAAGACAUCCUCUUUGAAGACUUUUCCCACCCUCUUCCAAGCGCUGAGACUGGAGGAGUAGGGGAGAGCAGUGUGAAUAGUUCCAUAUCUGUAGAGGAGCCCUACCUUCCGCUUGAGCUGCCCUCUGACCUCUCAGUCCUUACCACACGCAGCCCUACUGUGAGCUCCAAUCAGAACCUCAUCUCAGAUACCUCAGACCGCACCAUGUUGAGCUUGACCUCUGACCCAGAAACAAUGAGCGGAGAGAAGAGUGAGGACAAGAAAAGAGCGGGGCCAGAAGCUUCCCCCUCAGAGAACCAACAUGAUGCUUCGACUUUGGCAAACAGGGAUACGCAAGUCAGUGACGGUCACAUGACCCCUGAGCAGUUUAUUCCUAGCCCUGCCAUCGGUCAAGGGGUUGAAACUCCAGUUAGUCAGGAAGUUUCUAGGAAUCCUGCUACUCCAGGUUUGCCGAGCUCUCCUGCCCUGCCUCUUCAGGGUCAAAAGUUUCUCUCUACCUCGGCUGCAGCAGCAGGCAGCCCCAGCCCUGUACCUGGUACAGGACUGUCCCACGCUCAAGUCUCCACCCCAACUGUCAUUAAACCGGGCCCUGAUAAACUCAUCGUUGUUAACCAACAGUUUCAACCUCUAUACGUCCUCCAGACUGUCCCGAAUGGGGUGACCCAAAAAAUAACUGCCACCGGAGUGAUGGACGCAAGCUCUCAAGCGGUCCUAAGCUCCAUGACACUUGCCACAGCCUUGAAUACGUCCCAGCCUAUAUUUACUGCAGGUGGCAAAGUCUUAGGUACCAUGUCUCACUCCUCUCAGAUCCACACGUUCAGAGGAGCAGCCCAGACCGGUUUCCAGACUGGAAUCCCCAGCACCACUUCAGGUCUUCUCAUCGGGUUGCCCUCUCAAGCUCACGACCAGCCUCAGAUCCUGGUCUCUGAGGCUGGUCGGCCACACGAGUUGGGUCACAGCGUUGCCAUAGUCUCCAGCCCCUCUUCUCUCACUGCAGUCCCAACCGUCCUGUCCUCCGCUCACGGAAAAAAGAGGCCCAUUUCUCGCCUUCUGCCGAAAAAGCCCAAAAGGUUGGCCCGCUCUCGCAGUCAGCCCACCCUGGCCCCUGAUGUCGGUCCUCCUAACAUGACCCUCAUCAACCUCUCAUCCCCUCAGAUUACUGCUAGCAUCAGCGGCUCCCAGCGUAAGGUUCCCAAUAUUAUCAAGAGACCCAAAUCAGGUGGUGUUAUGUACUUGGAUCCUGCUACACUCCUUCAGCAGAGGAUUUCUACUCAGGCUGGCAUGCUGGAGUCCUCCACUCACAUCUUACCUUGCACCGCUACUGGUCUCAACCCGAGUCAAUCCGUUUUGAACGUUGUGCCAGUGUCCCCUGGCGGUGCAGCCGGCCUGCUGGCGCCCGGGUCCGUGUCCCUCACAACGCCUGUCUUUAGCUCUGCUGAACUCACAGGGUCAAUCAGCAACCUCUUGUUUACUGCUAGCCCACACAGAUUGGGCCUCUCCGAUCAGCCAAUGGUCCUUCAGUCUUCAGGAGCGGCUCCGCUGAUGUCCCAACUCGGCUCCCAAGUUCAGACCUCCAUAGCCGGUGGCAUCUGUGUCCUGCCUCACCAACAGUCCAUCAGCGUGGCUGUCAACCAGCAAGGAGAGACAGACGUCAGCACUGUGCACUUACAGCAACACAACUUUUCCAGGGCCCAGACCGUGGAGUCCAGUCCGAGCACCCCCGUCACGAUAGCACCGGCUUUGAGCCCGGCUAAGGGCCACGUUGUCGGGGUGUUUAACCAGACCUUGCACUCCCAGAGUAGCAGAACCACUCCCAUUUACCUCUCCUCAGAACAAAACCUGCAAAACUCCACCGGCGUAUCGACGGCUAGGACAGAAAAGAGCAAAGUGAAAGCUAAAAGAAGCAGACAGAGCCCAGAAAUGAGCAACAGCAAAAAAGUCAAAGUGUCUCAAGCAGAAGAACAUCCCAGUAACCCUGCAGCACGACUCUCCUCCAAGCCAAGUAGUUCACAAGAAGCCUGCUGUCCUGAGCCCAUGGACACAAGUGAGUCCCCCUCCAAGAACAAAAAUGUCCUUAGUAAAAAGAGGAGUUCAGAAGAUCUAACAGGAAAGGCGGCGGAAGAAAACAAAGGUUCUACCACUGGUCUUGAAGAUGGCAGCAGCAAAGACGGCAAACCCAAGAAGGGCAUCAUCUUUGAGAUCCGCAGUGAGGACGGCUUCCAUAUCCGCUGUGAAAGCAUUGAAGAGGCCUGGAAGUCGCUGACUGAUAAAGUACAGGAAGCUCGUUCUAAUGCCAAAUUGAAGAAAGUGUCCUUUGAAGGCUUGAACGGACUAAGGAUGCUGGGAGUCGUCCACGAAGCUGUCUUGUUCCUGUUAGAGCAGCUGUACGGCACCAGGCACUGUCGCAGCUACCGUUUUCGUUUCCACAAACCCGAGGAAACCCAGGAACCUCACAUCAACCCUCACGGCUCAGCGCGGGCAGAGGUCCACCAAAGGAGGUCUGUUUUUGACAUGUUCAAUUUCUUGGCCUCAAAACACCGCCAGCCUCCGGAGUACAGGCCGCAAGGAGAGGAUGAGGAGGAAGGACAGCUGAAGACUGCCAGACGUGCAACCAUGGAACUGCCGCUCGCUGUGAGGUUCAAACAACUCAAGGCCACCUCCAAGGAAAUAAUUGGCGUCUACAGAUCUCCAAUCCAUGGCCGAGGUCUGUUCUGCAAGAAAACCAUUGACGCGGGUGAGAUGGUCAUCGAGUAUUCCGGGAACGUGAUCCGCUCCGUGCUGACAGACAAGCGGGAGAAAUACUACGACGGCAAAGGGAUCGGCUGCUACAUGUUCCGCAUCGACGACUACGAGGUGGUGGACGCCACGGUGCACGGCAACGCCGCCCGCUUCAUCAACCACUCGUGCGAGCCCAACUGCUACUCGCGGGUGAUCGCGGCCGACGGCCAGAAGCACAUCGUCAUCCUGGCCUCCCGCCGCAUCCACCCCGGCGAGGAGCUGACGUACGACUACAAGUUCCCCGUGGAGGACGCCGGCCACAAGCUGCCCUGCAACUGCGGCGCCAAACGUUGUCGCAAGUUCCUCAACUGACCCGCCUGUGCCGGUUUGUACCACCUUUGAAUAUGCAGAGGAGGAGGAGGGGCCAUCAAUUCCCUGUGCCUCCUUUUCGUGUCACGUCACUCCUUGAUUUCCAAUUCGACCGACUCGUUCUUACAUGGCCGAGCCUCCUUCACUUUAAGAUGUGUCACUGGUGGAACCUUACAACGAAAAUCAAAGAACUCGGUUCCACUUUACACCAAAGUGCAAUUUGUUGAAGGGAACAGAAAAAGACUAGAAUUGGUUUUGCGGUGUGCAGGGAAGCCUGCUUUUCUGCACACUUCUCCCAUAUCUCCCCGUGUGAAUGUGCCCUGAUGCCUUCACAACCACGGUGACGUGACCCGCUCACCUCACCUGACCCCCAUUUAUCCGAUUAGAGCGUUGUGGAGCGAGCAAGGCAGCUUGAGAUUCUGGUGGACUGACAGCCAAGGACCGCCCGUCCCACCCGAGACCCUACUGACGUGCUUUAGUAGACAUAUUUAUUCCUAUUUGUUUGUCGAGAAAGUGCGCGUCGAUUUUGUUGCAAAACGACAGCGGCAAAGAGAACCAAACAAACAAGGCGCCCUUGAAUUGAUAUUUUAUGGGACUAUUAUGAAAAUGUUCGUAUUUGUAUUUAGUUUUCUGUCUUUUUUUAUUGGGACGAGCAAAUGUCACGCUUUUUAAAGAAUAAAUGUAUAUAAUGUAUAUUUUUCUACAGUGGAGAAAAAGCACUCACUAGUGAAUAGCACUUAUUGAUGGUAUUUAUAUUUUUUUAAAACAAAUCAUAUUUAUUUUGAUGCCAUUUUUUGUAGAAACUAGAGGUUUACAAACACUAAUGCGCGCUCUGUUUUGUACUCCGCUGCCUUUUUUUUUUUUUUUUGCUUUGUUUUUGUAAUCUGAAUGUUUUUGUUUGAUUCCAAAGACUGACGCCGGUCUGUGGUUUGGUCCAAAUUGGCUUCUUCAGUCCACCAGAAGCUCUUCUCUUCUGGGCUCAUGUGAAAUACUACUUUGAUGAUGAUUAUGCACUUGGGAGAGGUUGGCUGAUGGUGGAUGCUUAGCUGAUAUCUCCUCUCCCCAGCCUUACUGUCUCCUCACUACAGACUCAAAUAUCAACACGCUUCAUCUCACAUCUGACUCAACUCUGCUUUGUUAUCAGGGAGGUGCCUUUUGUUUAUGUUCAUGCUCCAUGCAGCUUAACAAGGAGUAUUAGGACCACACUGAAAAGAAAACUACUUUCUUCCCUUUAAAGUACGGCUUUUUUUCCUUGCAGUUUUACCACUUAGUUUCAAAAUGUUACUAUUUAUCCUCUGCAGGGUUACAGCUUUAUUUUCUUAAAAUUAAUUGUCCUUUUAAAGAUCACAUUCUCCUAAAGGGAAUGAUUUAUUCUUGUAAUAUUAACAUACAAAUUUAUUUUUGUAAACAUUUGACAUUAUUCUCAUAAAAAGACUUUGUGCCAUAUUACAACUUUAUUCUUAUAAAUCUGUGCUUUUUCACUUGAAAUAUAAUAUAUGACGUUAUUCUCCUACAAUGAUGACUUUUUGUUUAGAUUAUGAAUACAUGUACCGUUACGCAACUAGAAAUUAGGCUUUUUAGUCAUUAAAAUUUACCCUGCAAUAUUUGGACUUUCUUGUAAUACAACUUAAACAACAUAAAAUCACAACUUUGUCAUGAUAAAAUAGUAUGACUUGUUCUUGUAAUAUUAGUUUACUAUAACUCAAGUGUCAUGAAAUCGCCACUUUUUUUUCUCUAAUUAUGACUUUAUUCUUCUGAUAUACGGUAUUUCGUCUUUUAUCUUGUAAUAUUACGGCUUAACUGUCACAAACUGCAACCUAUUUCUUUACAAAGGAUUUUUUUCUUGUAAUAUUUCAAGUCAAACAUAAAAUCACAACAUACAGUAUCUCCUCAUAUUAUGACUUGACUUUUUUCUCCAAAUAUUACAACUUUGUCAUAAAAUCGCAACUUAAUUCCUCAUAUUAUAACUUUAUUAUCCUAACAUACAUUAUGACUUUUUCACUCGGAAUAUUACAACUUUUUGUCCAAAUGUUAUGAUUUUGGCAUCAAAUAUAUUGUAUCUUUUUGUUUGUAAUAUUAUGACUUUAUCAUAAAAUUGCAAUUUUAUUCCUCAUACUUCACAAUAUUGUGAAUGUCAUAAAAUAUGAUUUUUUUCCCCUCAAAAUAAAAUGACUUUACUAUAAAUGACUACAAAUCUGAAUUUAUGUUACAACUUAUUUGGAAAUACAGAAAUGAUGACUAUCGUCAUAAUAUACAGUAUUAUGACUUUUUAAAUUUUUAAUAUUACAAUUUUAACUUCAUAAAAUUACAACCUUUCCCCUCAUAUCACGACUUGACUUUUUUUCUCCAAAAAUGUUAACUUUAAUGUCAUAAAAUACUACUUUUUAUAUACCAUAUUGCAACUUGAACGUCAUGAAACUGCAACAUUUUCCAUCAUAUUACAACUUGGGUUUGUUUCCUUCAAAUAUGACUGAAAUUGUCAUAUUAUACAGUAUUAUCACUUUUUCCUACAAAUAUAACUUGAAUGUCAUAAAAUAGUAUUACAACUUUAAUGUAAAAAAACUGCAAUUAUUCCCCUCAUAUUACAAAUUGGACUUGUUUCCCCAAAUAUGAGGGAAUUGUUAUAAUAGUAUUAUGACCUUUUAAAUAUGAUAUCAUAAAAUCUCAACUUUCUCCUUCAUAUUUUGACUUGACUUUUUUUCCCUACAACUAUUCUAACUUUAUUGUCAUAAAAUACAACUUCUUAUUUGUCAUAUUUCGACUUGAACUUAUGGGCUUUAUUGUCAUACAUACAAAAGGCCUAUUAGGAUGUUUUUCUUGUAAUAUUACAACUUGAACGUCACAUAUAAUAUUUCUAAUUUGACAACCUAUUAUUGCAACUUUUUCUAUUAACUUUACAAAGUGAUUUGUCAUUCAAGAUGUAUUUUUUCUUUUCAGUGUCUUAUUACUCCUUAGUGCUCAUCAGUGUUAAAAAAAAGAUACAUUUCUUGUAUUAUGACUGUCAUCCAUUAGCAGUGACUCCCAUGCUGCCCCCUACUGGUCAAAGCCCUUAACAACAACAACAUGUAGUAGUACUGCUUUAAGUGAGGGUCUAAAAGCAGGCUGCUAAGGUCAUUAAUGAAUGUAAUAAUCCUACCUUCCGUCUGUGGACGUGCUUUUCCGUUGCCGUGCCGACACUCCCGAUGAACGCGGGCGAUGGUUUUCGGUUUUAUCUCAACAACACGACGAGUCUCGGGGCUGUCAAGGGCUCCGGUCUAACAGAUCUCACCAGUCGAGGCCCACUUCCGCAGCUCGUGGGUCCAAAUCUUCGGACUUCAUUUCCUGUGGAGGGGCGGUCACAGCAGUGCCCCCUCCCCUCUCUGUAAUUAUAGUAUAAAUACAUGACAAUAUUAUACAGACACAUGCAUAGUCUUGUGCUUUAGUAUUCUAUACCAUAUAUGGAAUGGACAGACGAACUUAGUUACAGUAGCAAAUGAAAAAAUAAUAAAAAAACAGCCGAUGAUUCUAAUAGCAAUGUUUCAAUGUACUCUAUAAUGGUUUUGUGUUACAGUACUCUCAGAUAAACAAACUAACGUGCAUCGUUUCUUCUUUUUUUUUGUAUAAUGGGAUAUCCAGUACCAGUUUUUGCUGUGCCUGUGAAUGCACCUUGGUCACAAAAAGGAGCAUUUUGCAGUUAUUCUUAGUUUUUCCGCAAAAAGGAUCAGUUGAAAAUGUGUUGAGACGUCAGUGUGUUCACGUGCUUGUCGUUGUUCUCAUCGUAUGUCACAACUUACUUGAUGUGCUGUUCAUGCGAAACACUGACUACCGCCUUCCAAAAUGGCCGUUUUCAGUUGUACGUAUCAUGUACUGUUUUUGUUUUUCAAUAUUAAUGCUGAACGUUUAAUUUAUUGAAGAGACUUUGAAUGACGAGAGAGGUCAGGAUGGCCUGUGGUGGUUUAAACAGCAGAAACAACUUUUGUCUUAUCGGUAACCCUCUUUUGUCAACAUCAUCAUUCUCAUCAUUCUCUCCCAGCAAUGAAGGAAAGCCACCACGGAGAAAGAAAUGGAAAAGAAAAAAAGAAACCACAAACUAGCUUAACUCGCUUGAAUGUAUAAUGAGGAAACAAAGUUGUAUAUAAUGUGUAAAAAGAAAAGUUUCUAAUCAUGUUUAUUUUCUAUGCACUUUUUUUAUUUAAGUGAUAGUUUCAAUAAUAAACAUGUCUCCUUUA